AUGCUCAUCAGCGUGUCGGGAUGGUCCGCGCCGAGUUUCGUCUUGCGAGUCUCUAAGACCUACACGUUAAGCCGCUCCGCCUCUUCCCAUCGGCCCUACUUCUUAUACGUCGACGCUAGGUUGGCCAUGCUCGUUAGCGUGUCGGGAUGGUGGGCGCCGAGUUUCGUCUUACGAGUCUCUAUGACCUACACAAAGAGCUGCUCCGCCUCUUCCUAUCGGCCUGAUAACCGGCUGCUAGCGUCUGCCUCUCACGAUCAUACUAUGCGGCUCUGGGACUCAGUGACCGGGGUUCUAUACCAGACUCUCGAGGGCCAUUUAGAUUUGGUUACUUCGAUGACCUUCUCGCCUGACAGCCGGCUGCUGACGUCUGCCUCUGACGAUAAGACCGUGCGGUUUUGGGACUCGGCGACCGGGACCUAA
Penicillium arizonense is the source of this 420-nucleotide messenger RNA. Its product is annotated as WD40 repeat domain-containing protein. Lineage: Eukaryota; Fungi; Ascomycota; Eurotiomycetes; Eurotiales; Aspergillaceae. Gene Ontology annotation, molecular function: protein binding. Gene Ontology annotation, cellular component: nucleus; transcription repressor complex. The record is from RefSeq and is a predicted model, not a curated record. The transcript has 2 exons. Bases 1 to 420 code for a protein of 139 amino acids. Gene Ontology annotation, biological process: negative regulation of transcription by RNA polymerase II.